Theobroma umbraticum is the source of this 1564-nucleotide messenger RNA. Its product is annotated as lysine-tRNA ligase. Lineage: Eukaryota; Viridiplantae; Streptophyta; Magnoliopsida; Malvales; Malvaceae. The record is from RefSeq and is a predicted model, not a curated record.
CUGAACAAGGAUUUGCUACACCAACAAAAGCAAAACCAAGAGAAAAAAUGGUGGCAGCCAUUGCUGUUUCUUCUCCAAAAUCAACUGUUCUUCAGAGCCCGAUCUCUUUAAAAGAACCCAAUUCAAGUUUCCUUGGUGGGUCCUUGAAGGGUUCUUCUUUACAGUUGAAACCAAGAAGCCAGAAGAAAGAUAGUGGUAUCAGCUUGGUGGUUGCUUCAGCUGGUGAUACAACCACUGCUGCUGGAAGUGACAGUAGUAGGACUGCGUCUGCUAACAGGUUUUACUUUAACAUCACAGGCUUCCCUUUCCCUCUUGGCCCUUUUCUCAACCGGCGCACUACUAGGACUGAGGCUGUUAAAGGCUCUAUAUGGCUAUUUGAACAAGAGCAAGCAUUAGGCUUCAGCAGUGUCUCAACAAACAUUCGGAUGACAGUUAUCAAACUCAAAUCUGGGGGACUAUGGGUCCAUGCACCCAUUGCCCCAACCAAAGAGUGCAUCAAGCUUUUGAAGGAAUUAGGAGCUCCAGUAGAAUACAUUGUCCUGCCAACAUUUGCUUAUGAGCAUAAAAUUUUUGUGGGUCCUUUCUCUCGAAAAUUUCCAAAGGCUCAGGUGUGGGUGGCACCAAGGCAAUGGAGUUGGCCCUUGAAUUUACCCCUUGAAUUUUUUGGUAUUUUUCGAGCCAAAAUUUUGGAAGAUGAGGAUUUGUCGACUCCAUGGGCUGAUGAGAUUGAACAAAAAGUUCUAAGCUCGCCAGAAGUUGGAAUUGGACCAUAUGUAGAAGUGGCUUUCUGUCAUAAACGUUCAAGAACCCUUCUGGUUACAGAUGCUGUCAUAUAUGUCCCAAAAAAGCCACCAGAGUGCAUUAACAAAGAAUACCUCUUGGCAUCAGCAAAGAAUGGCUUGGCAGUGAAACUUCUUAGCAAAGGAAAGAAAGUUCCUGAUGAACCAGUUGUUGACAAUGAAAUAAACCGUCAAAAAGGGUGGGAAAGAAUGGUUCUACAGAUACUGUUCCUUGGUCCAUCGAAUCUUCUGGAACCAAAUGCUAGUUUUGCUCAGAUGUCACAAAAGCUGAUUGUUUCUCCUAUCGUAAAGACACUAGUCUUCAGCAAAGUUCCAGAAAAGGUUAGGGAUUGGAUUGAUGGCAUCGCAAGGGACUGGAAAUUCAAGAGGAUAAUUCCUGCCCAUUUUGCAGGUCCCAUUAAGGCAGGCAGGGCUGAAUUAUUAGCUGCAUUUGCAUUUCUUGAUGACCUUUUAGGUGAGCGUUACAUUACUCGGCCCUCACUUGCUCUUCUCUUCACAUCACUCAUGGGGAAGGCAGCCAGUUACUUCCCACCGGAUGACAUGAAGACCCUAUCAUCCCUUGAUGAAUUAUUAGUGUCUGUGGGAGCUGUGAAGAAAACGGUCUCUGGCCGCAAAAGAUGAUAUGCACCAUGAUAAGUAAAUACUGCAGCCUCCCACCUAUUUAAAUGCAUGUAUAGAAACUUAGAUUUCUAGGGUAUACCAGAUGCCAUUUCACAAGUGUUCAACUUAUUUACAUUUUAAAGAGAAAAGUAGAGCUUUGAUCA